Thermothielavioides terrestris NRRL 8126 is the source of this 1746-nucleotide messenger RNA. RefSeq lists its product as uncharacterized. Lineage: Eukaryota; Fungi; Ascomycota; Sordariomycetes; Sordariales; Chaetomiaceae. Gene Ontology annotation, molecular function: carbohydrate derivative binding. Bases 1 to 1473 code for a protein of 490 amino acids. The record is from RefSeq and is a predicted model, not a curated record. The transcript has a single exon. Gene Ontology annotation, biological process: carbohydrate derivative metabolic process.
AUGGUGCAGCAAUGCUCGCAACAGCGGCCCGUACAGAACAGCGAGGUGUAUGUGCUGCGCCGGGUGCCGUCCUUCCCGAGCGUUCCGCCGCCGUCCCCUCCCUCGCCAAGGACUCCUCCCGAAGACGAUUGCGCGCUCGCACCCAUCGAGGCCCUCAGCUUGACGCAGCCCAACAUCGCCGUGUGCGACAAGAAGCUUGCCUUCGAAGAGCGCCUCUCGCGCGCCGUCCACGUCCUUGCGACCGAGACCGCCGCGCUCCAGGAUCUCACCCAGCUCUAUUCCUCCGACCGCCUCGCCCGAGAUGGCUUUAGCCGCGCCGUCGACGCCAUCGUCCGCCGGCAGGGCAGCGACGGCGGCAAGCUAGUCGUCAUCGGCGUCGGCAAGUCAGGGCACAUUGCCAAGAAACUUGUCGCGACCUUCAACAGCCUCGCCAUCGUGGCCGUCUUCCUGCACCCAACUGAGGCCCUGCACGGCGACCUCGGCCAGAUCUCGCGGCGCGACACUCUCCUACUGAUCACCUUCUCCGGCAAGACUCCCGAGCUGCUCACCCUCCUCCCUCACCUGGACAGAUCCCUCCCGCUCAUCCUCCUCACCGCCCACACCCGCCCGGAGACGUGCGAACUGGUGCGCCAACGGCCAGACACGAUCCUGCUCCCCGCCCCGGUCCACGAGCCGGAAACGGCCUCCUUCGGCGUGGCGGCGCCGACCACGUCCACCACGGUCGCGCUGGCCGUCGGCGACGCGCUGGCCCUCGUCGCCGCGCGCGAGCUGCACGCCUGCGUGGCGUCCGUCUUCGCGCGCAACCACCCCGGCGGCGCGAUCGGCGCCUCCCUGCGCGGCGGCCGCCGCGGCCGUCCACGCGAGGACGUGCGCGCGCUCAUGGUCCCGCUGGACCAGCUCGGCGGUCUCCUGCCGCCGCAGCCCCGCGCCGGGGAAGAAGAGGGGAAGCAGAAGGGAAAGGGCAAGGAAACGGACGGGGGGUCCGCUCCAGCUCCAUCUCCAGCUCCAGCUCCAUCUCCAGCUCCAGCAUCAGCAUCGGCAGCAUCAUCAGCGGCAGCCUCGCCCACGGGGCUGGAUAUCCUGCGCGCCGGCUACGCCAGCCCGUCCGGGUGGGUGCGCCUCGACGCCCGGCCCCGCCUGCACCCCUCCAGCCCCGACCAACACCGAGACCAUGCCAGCGGCGGCAACGGCGCGGUGGUCUCGCCCCGCCGGAUCAGACGCCUCGCGGCGGCGGACAUGGCCCGCCCGCUGGAGGAGCUGCGCUGGCUGGCCGUGCCGCGGAGCGAUUUCGUGCCCGUGGCGGCCGACACGAGCGUGCAGCGCGCGGCCGAGUGGAUCCGCGGCCUGCGGGCGGCGACGGGGGACGGCGGGGCGUACGGCGACGACGCCGUCGUCGCGGUCAUGGAGCGCGGCGAGUGCGUCGGGCUGGUGGAGGUCGGGAGACUGCUUGAAGAGGCGUCGGGGUCGACGUGACGGGGAUUUUCUUCAGGAGCGGGUUGGGAUUAAUAUUAAUCAUGCAAGUAGAGCGGACGGGAUUGGACUGGGAGGCGAUUCGUUGUUGCAUUUUGGCAUAGUACAUGACUGGCGUUUCCAGGGCGUUCAAGGGGAUUUCAUCUGCCGAAUGUCGGCAGUGCGCUUCAUUGGGGAGGUGGUCGUCGUCUUUUACAACUUUAAAGACUGGGCGGCUUUUUGGACAAUGGGAUGCCUGAAAGUAGCCGCAUCUCGCAGCAUCGGGCGGACUUGUUU